Messenger RNA from Dicentrarchus labrax (European seabass), 2148 nucleotides. RefSeq names its product dysbindin-A. NCBI's taxonomy places the organism in Eukaryota, Metazoa, Chordata, Actinopteri, Moronidae. The coding region runs from base 250 to 1305 and encodes 351 amino acids. The record is from RefSeq and is a predicted model, not a curated record. Gene Ontology annotation, cellular component: cytoplasm; neuron projection; plasma membrane. The transcript is spliced from 10 exons. Gene Ontology annotation, biological process: regulation of synaptic vesicle exocytosis; anterograde synaptic vesicle transport; platelet dense granule organization.
UUUCCUGUUUGCUACAGCUUACGUAACCCCAUCCUGAAUCUUCUAUAACGCAUUGUAUUAACUCUGAGCCUGCUGUGUAGGAGUCACCGAGGUCUAUAGACGAAGACGAGUAGGGGGGCUGCCUGUGAGGCUUUGGUUCAGGACGAAUAGAAACACUUUAAAAACACAACGAAUGCGGUACAGAGCAAAUAGGCCAGAGUGACUUGUUAACACUUCAGUGUUGUUGGCAAGCUGAAAUUGAAAAGAGUCAUGUUUGAAACCUUCAGAGAAAGACUUCAUAUGGUCCAGCAGGAUUUCACAACGGGCUUUAAGACCCUUGGAGACAAAUCAAGAGACACCAAAAUCAGGCGGCGACCCAGGUUUGAAGAAAGCUUUCCUCAUUUCAGUGCUGGACUGGAAAUCCUCAGCAGGUAUGAGGAGAGUUGGUUUCUGCUCCAUAAAAGAACCAAAGACUGUGCUCAGGCUGCAGAGGCAGUAGAUGGGGACAUAGUGAUGCUCUCAGCACACUGGGAGAGAAGAAGAACAGCUUUGACACAACUACAAGAACAGCUGCAGAGCUUGCCGGCCUUCAUCAGUGAACUUGAUGCCAUCACAGCUAACAUAGCACAUUUGGAAGGUGACUUUGAGGAGAUGGAGAGCAGACUGGUAUACCUGGAGACUCUGUGUUGUCAGUGUGAACAACAGACAUUCAAACAACAUCAUAUCAACGAACUUGAAGUCUAUAAGAAAAAGAAGAGGAGGGAGUUGGACGUACUGGAAGUGGAACUGAAUUCUCAGCAUGCUCAGAAGCUGGCAGAGCUGGAGCAGGGCAUGCAGCAGAAACUGAAAGAACGACAAAAAGUGUAUGAAGAAGCCUUUAACCAAGACAUGAAGCAAUACCUGUCCACCGGAUAUCUGCAGCACAGAGAGCCAACAGGAGCUGAUCUGUGUGCCCUGGAUGAGAUGACUGUAACUAACAUAUCAGACCAGGAGGCUUUGGAUGACUUCCUCAACUCCACUGGUGAUGACAUCAGUACUGGAUCAUCACUGACCUCUGGUCCAGACCUUGAGUCCUGCUCCUCUGAAUCUGUGAGAAGCCAAAUGACCCAAGUGACCCAAACCCCUCCCACAAUCAACCAACUGUCCAACCAGGAUGCAGUAUGGGAGCAAGUAGAGGAAGUCGCCAGUGAGGAGAGUGAUGAGCCUUUGGUGCAGUCAGACGAGGAAGACAUUCAAUCAGACAUGUCAUUGGUUGGACUACAGGAUGUUGGCACAGUGCAGGGCUGUGAUGAGAGUGACCCUAGUGGGGACGUGCCCUCUGGGUAACCCAACAAUCAGGCCCUUGAAACUCCUUAAAUACUGGGUACUACUGUGACUUGACACAGCUCCUAUCUCCAGCCAACAUCAAAGUGCCUCUUCCCACUGAAGUCUGAUGUCAAAAACAGAUAUGAUUUGAAACCAAUGCUUUAAGACAAAUCCUGAAUUUAUAAGGUGUGGAUACUUGUGCUGUGAGAAAAUGUGAUCAGAGUCAGUAAUGCAAACUAACGGAUACAUUGUUUCACUAUACCCAGCAAUUGAUUAGUCUUUCAUUAUAAAUGAUAAGGUGGAUGAUAUUCAAUGAUUUUCUUUUUGUAAUCAAAUACCAAGAAAAACAAAAAUGAAAGUUUUGUCAGUUUAUUCAAAGCUAUAUCCAAUACUUCAAGCUGAAUUGGUGUCCCAAAACUAUUAAAAACAUCAAUGAUGAGACAUUUAUACCAAAAACAGCUCUGCAAAUAUGCAAGGGGCUGAGCUGCUUUCACAUGCAAAAACAUUGGUUUGUGUGACAAAUCUAAAGGCUUAUCAGAGACCAAAACACUGCACAGCUGUUUCUAAGACUAUGAGUAAGGGUUUUACAAUUCUUUAGAGUUAUCAUGGCGAUAGUUAUUUCACUCUCAGUUGUGAUAAUUUUUAGGUAAACUGUAGAAUACCUGUUUAAAAUUCACAGUCAGUAUUAAGACUCACAAACACAUUGGUUUGGGCCUUUUCAUUGGAUUUACUGACAAAAAGACACUCGACUAAUACUUUAGCAUUUCUGCUUUGUGUUUUAUUUAAACUGUUUUAGUCUGACAAUUAGAUAAACAAGUCUGUUCCUUACCCAUUCAAUAAAAAUAUCAAUAUGUCUGUAUAUCA